GAAUAAUGUGAAGGAACGAAGAUUAUGCUUUGAAUGGUUUUCUAAACCAAAGCAAGGAACUACUAGUUGAGUGCAGACGAGUUAAGGGAUUCAGAGAUCAUGAGAGUACAUGUAGAAUCUCUAAUAUCUUUCGUGUUUUGGAAAUUUUGGAAUCUGUUUCUCUAUUAUAAAUACAUGAUUUUACUUUUGAUCUUCACAACAACGCAAGCCUUUUAGCAUUCAAUCCAAACCUCAAUCACUUUCAAACCAACAAAAUCAAACACCAUUCGUUUCAUUUUUCUUGUCUUUUGUUCCCUCUUUGUUCUUUCCCGCACACACCUUUUCAACUCACCGAGAACAAAUAAUGGCUGAACGUGUACUCUUCAAUAUUGCGGAGGAAAUAGUAAAGAAACUGGGUCCACUAGCUACCCAGGAGAUUGCACUGUGGUGGGGUGUCAAAGAUCAGCUAAGCAAGCUCAAGAGCACGGUUACCAGAAUUAGGGGUGUCCUCCACGAUGCUGAGGAGCAGGUGCAGAAACCACCCGCUCAACUUGAAGACUGGCUUGGGAAGCUGCAAGAAGCCGUCUAUGAUGCUGAAGAUUUGCUGGAUGAUUUUUCAACAGAAGUGCAGCGAAAAAGAUUGAUGUCCCGAAAUAAAAUAUCGAGGGAGGUACGUACAUUCUUCUCAGGGUCAAAUCAACUUGUGUAUGGUUGGCAGAUGGGUCAUAAAGUUAAGGAACUUAGGCAGAGGCUAGAUGAAAUUGUUUCUGAGAGUGAAAAAUUUCACUUUGAGGUUCGUUAUGAGGAGAAAGCUCCUUCGACUAUGAUUAGAGAGCCAACUACCUCUUCUGAACCUGAGAUAUUUUUCGGGAGAGAAGAUGAAAAAAAGAAAGUUAUGAGCUUUCUGUUGAAUCCCAACGAUGAGAUUGAGAGUGUUUCUGUCAUCUCAAUAGUUGGAAUGGGCGGAUUGGGAAAGACCACAUUUGCUCAGAGUAUUUUCAAUGAUGAACAAGUUAUUUUGCAUUUUGGUCUGAAACUCUGGGUCAGUGUCUCGGGUGGUUUUGAUGUCAAAAAGAUACUCAAAGAUGUAUCAGAGGCUGCAGGUAUUAGUCAAGUUUCUGAUCAGUUAGAGAGUCUGAAAAAUGAACUUGAGAAAAAAAUAGAAAAUAGAAAUUACCUGCUUGUAUUAGAUGAUGUGUGGGAUAAUAAGGAUGGUCGAGAUGGUGAAAAGUGGGAUAGUUUGAAGCAGUCCUUACCACAUGAGGCUGCUAGAGGAAACAAGAUGAUAAUAACUACACGUUCUGAUACCAUUGCAAAUUUAACAAGCAAAAUACCACUUGCGUUAAAAGGCCUUUCUAAAAAGGACUCGUGGUCUCUUUUCUCAAACAAGGCUUUUGGUCCAGGUCAAGAGUCAAAUUUCAUAGACGAAAAAAUAAAAAAAGAGAUUGUAGAGAGGUGUCAGGGAGUUCCUUUGGUCAUAAAGGCAAUUGCGAGGUUAAUGUCUUUGAAAGAUAGAGCCCAGUGGUUGCCCUUUAUCCAACAAGAACUUCCAAAUAGGGUCAAAGAUGAUAACAUCAUAGAUACCCUCAAGUUAAGCUACGAUCCUCUUCCAUCAUAUAUGAAGCAUUGCUUUGCAUACUGUAGCUUAUUCCCGAAAGGUCAUGAGAUAGAUGUCAAAUCAUUGAUUCGACUUUGGAUUGCACAAGGGUUUAUUAGCUCUUCAAAUUUGGGUGAGUGCUUAGAAAUUGUUGGUCUUAGGUGCUUUGAGAAUUUACUGUGGAGGUCCUUCUUUCACGAAGUGGAAAAUGAUGAAUUAGGUAAUAUAAAAAGUUGCAAAAUGCAUGAUUUUAUGCAUGAUCUUGCAACCCAUGUCGCUGGUUUUCAGAGCAUCAAAGUGGAGCGUGGAGGAAAUAGGAUUAGUGAUUUGACUCGGCACGUGUCAUUUGAUACGGAAUUAGAUUUGUCUUUGCCUUGUGCAAAACGUCUAAGAACACUUGUAUUAUUGGAAGGUGGCGAAUGGGAUGAGGGGGCAUGGGUAUCAAUUUGUCGAGACUUUAGGCGUUUGCGUGUGCUUGUUUUGAGUUAUUUGGGAAUGGAGGAAGUGUCACCUCUCAUUGAAAAGAUCAAGCACCUUAAAUAUCUUGAUCUUUCGAAUAAUAAGAUGGAGGCACUUCCUAAUUCUGUCACCAGUCUGGUAAAUUUGCAAGUGCUGAAGCUCAAUGAUUGUUUGAGCCUUAAAGAACUACCAAGAGGUAUUACUAAGCUGAUCAAUCUGAGGCAUCUUGAUGUUGGCUGCACUCUUGAUGAUGAUCUAUGUUAUAAUUUAGAGUAUAUGCCUCGUGGGAUUGGGAAAAUAACUAGUCUACAGACGUUGUCAUGUUUUGUGGUUGCAAAAGAAAAGAGUCCUAAAUCUGAAAUGAUAGGUGGAUUGGACGAGUUGAGGAUGUUAAAUGAAUUGAGAGGAAGGCUAGAAAUAAGAGUAAAGGGAUAUGAGAGGAAUUCUUGUAUAUUAGAAUUUGAAGGAGCUAGAUUGAUAGAUAAAAAAUAUCUUCAGUCGUUAACCGUAUGGUGGGACCCAGAGCUGGAUAGUGAUUCAGAUAUUGAUUUGUAUGAUAAAAUGUUGCAAAGCCUCCAGCCAAACUCGAGUCUUCAAGAGCUGAGAAUUGAAGGCUACGGAGGUAUGAGGUUUCCAAGUUGGGUUUCAAAUCUCUCAUAUCUUGUAAGGAUUGGUCUAGAUGGUUGUAGCAGACUUCAGCAUAUCCCUCCCUUACAUGGAAUCCCUUCUCUUGAAGAAUUAAGUAUUGAGGGAUUGGGUGAUUUGGAGUACAUAGAUAGUGAGGGGGAUGGAGGAAGAGGAGCGUCGACGUUUUUCCCAUCCUUAAGGAAACUUCGUAUCUCUUAUUGUGAUAGACUGAAGGGAUGGUGGAAGAGAUGGAGUAGAGAUGAGAUGAAUGAUGAUAGUGAUGAGUCGACAAUAGAAGAAGGGUUGAUAAUGCUCUUUUUCCACGUCUUUCCACGUCUUUCUUCCUUGUUCAUUUAUAGAUGUCCAGAUCUGACUUCAAUGCCGUUGUUUCCAGCUCUCGAUGAAGAUCUUCGAUUGACCUACUCUAGUUCAGUGCCAUUACAGCAGACAAUGAAGAUGACAUCACCAGUCCCUUAUUCUUCUUCUUCUUCUUCUUCAUUUAUCCGCCCUCUCUCCAAAUUGAAGAGUCUAAGUGUGGGGUUCAUUGAUGACAUGGAAUCUCUUCCGGAAGUAGGGCUGCGAAAUCUCUCUUCUCUUCUACAGCUACAGAUCUACGAAUGUCCAAGAUUGAAGUCUCUGCCACUGCCUGAUGAGGGGAUGCAUUCUCUUCAGAGAUUACGAGUCUCUUCUUGCGGAGAAUUGAAGUCGCUAUCUCAAUCUGAGUCUCAAGGGAUGAUACCCUACCUUCCCUCUUUGCAACUCUUGCUAAUCCAUGACUGCAGUGAAGAGGUGAGCGGAAGAGCGAGAGGAUGGGGAAAGGAGAGGGAGGAGGAGUGGCCUUCUAACAUUAAACACAUUCCAGAUAUUGUAAUUGAUGGCUACUACAUUCAAAAGGAGGGUCGCUAUGUAAAGGGUGAAGGAUUGAGAUGGUACUACCACUAAGGAGUAUUUUCACCGAACAUACAAACACUUAAGUGUAUGAAAGGUAUGGUGGUUGGACUGGGUUUGAUAAAUCCGAAAAGGUAAGUAAUGCUGGGAUCGUCAUAAAGGAUGGAACAAGCUGGAUCUGGUACUGUACUGAAGUUGUCUCUUAAUGCCUUUAUGUUCUUGCUUUAUGGAGUUUAGUUGAUGAACAUGCGUGUACAGAGACUAAAUUUUAUUCCUAAAUAAUAACACCUUUUUCGCUGCAUGCAUUUGACAUUCUGGUUUUCUUUCCAAUUUCUAUUUUGCUUUAUGGAAUUUAGUCGAUGAACAUGUGUGUACAGAAACUAAAUUCUAUGCCUAUAUAAUAAAUCUUGAUCCAAUCCAAAUUGCAAAAGUUGGUUUUGGUUUGUGUUUAAUACUCUUAAAAGGGCCAAAUGAGAAUUUGCAAAGUGGAAAUGGAGACAAUAUAGAGUGUGUUUUUUUUUUUUUUGUCUUUUUCAUUUCUCCUUCCAAGUUUGAUGCUAUUUUCAGGCCCUUAACAUUUGUGUUUAACACUCUUAAAAGGGCCAUAUAAGAAUUUUUCCAACGACAACCAGUUGUUUUCUCAUUGAGGUAUGUCAUGCUUCCUAAAGCUGUUAUUUUCUUGAGGGAUUUCUUAUUCAAUUUGCAAGUCAUUGUUGUCACUCUACCAGGUUUUCUUACGACACUUGUGUUUAUGGGGUUUUGCAGGCCUGUGACAAACUUUGACGAAAUUUGUUCACACUUCAUACAUUCAAUGUACAUUCCAUUUACAGAACCAAAUUGCAGGCAUUGAUCUGACUGCUGAUAAAUCAAGAAAUAUUGAUAAGAUGUCUAAAGUUGAUAACCAAUAAGCAUCAUGUGCAUAUCCAGUGUUUCCCUGUUGGUUGAUUAUGUGUAUUUUCUCUGGUUGAAGCUGCAAAGUAAUACUUUGAUUCAUGCUCCGAUGGUAGAAUCAUCAGUUCCCUCAUGUAUGGUAUGGAUCAAGUAGACAUAAGACAUCCACAUCAAACCAUGUAUUAGACUAAGUCGACUUCUUUUAUUUCAAAUCUUUAAUUUUCUAAACAAGUAAAGGCCUCACUUUUUAAAAUAAUAUCUUUAAAUGAAAUUAUCUUAAUUCAAAAACGUCAAGUGAAAUAAUUUAAUAUUCUGCUAUCUAAACAAGCAAAGGCUUCUCUUUUUUAAAUAAUUUAUCCUUCUAUCUACAUGGUUGGAAAAUCAAACAAAUCAAGGGAGAAUUGGAAAACAUGACAUUUAUGUUAUUUUAUUUUUUAUACUGGUAGUGAAGAAAUGGUACUGUAGUUUUUAAGAGGGCCAAUGAGCAUCCUGACAUGGUGAAAUCUAACCUGUUGACUAUACUAUAGGGAUGUAAUGUAUGUUCUUCUUGAUGGGCACUAGAUCAUCACUCAAGAAAGGAAGCGCUUAGUUUUCUCUCUAAGGUAUGGUUUUCAUGAGCUUUGUAUGUAUAUGAAGUUGUUCUUUUGCAGAGAUUUCUUAUUUAAGUUGGCAAGUUUUUGA
Messenger RNA from Populus euphratica (Euphrates poplar), 5122 nucleotides. RefSeq names its product putative disease resistance protein RGA3. The record is from RefSeq and is a predicted model, not a curated record. Gene Ontology annotation, molecular function: protein binding; ADP binding. Lineage: Eukaryota; Viridiplantae; Streptophyta; Magnoliopsida; Malpighiales; Salicaceae.